AUGUCUCCCAACGAGCCGAUCGCGAUCAUUGGCUUCAGCUGCAGGUUUGCAGGUGGUGCUUCAUCCCCUUCGAAGUUAUGGGACCUCCUUCGCGACCCCAAGGAUCUAUCCAAACCGCCCCCCGAAACCCGAUUCAACCUCGAGGGCUUCUACCAUCCAUAUGCAGAACAACACGGAAACACCAAUGUGCACGGGGCCUACUUUCUCGACGAAGAUCCGCGGUGCUUUGAUACUGUCUUCUUUAAUAUCUCCCCAAAAGAGGCCGAGGCAAUCGACCCCCAGCAACGCAUCCUCCUCGAGAUGGUGUAUGAGGCUAUGGAAGCCGCCGGCCUGACAUUGCAAGGUCUCCAGGGGAGUGAUACCUCGGUCUACGCCGGUCUGAUGAUUAGGGACUACAUGGAUGUGCAGGCGCGUGACCCGGACUACUUCUCGCAAUAUAUGGUUACAGGAACCUCAAGUGCACUCAACGCCAACCGCAUCUCUUACUUUUUCGAUUGGCACGGCCCCUCGUUGACCGUCGACACAGCAUGCUCGUCGAGUCUUGUGGCGGUCCACCAGGCUGUUCAGGGACUACGGGCCGGUGAGAGCCGCAUCGCCUGUGUCACCGGAUCGAAUCUACUCCUUGGUCCGGAGUUGUUCAUCUCAGCAUCCAAUAUGCACAUGAUGUCGUCUAGGUCGAAGAUGUGGGACACUAGCGCCGACGGCUACGCUCGCGGAGAUGGCUUCGCAACAUUUAUGCUCAAGACGUUGUCCAACGCCAUCGCUGACGGCGACCAUAUUGAAGCUAUCAUCCGUGAAACGGGCGUCAACUCGGAUGGUCGCACGAAGGGUAUUACGUUGCCGAGCCCCCAAGCUCAAGCGGAACUAAUCAGAGAUACGUAUCGUCGCGCCGGCUUGGAUCCGUCUAAUCCUAGCGACAGAUGUCAAUAUUUUGAGGCACAUGGAACUGGAACCCAAGCUGGUGACCCACGAGAAGCCUCCGCCAUCUACGAUGCCUUCUUUGGAACAGAAGGCGCCGACAACAAGGUGGAUCCGAAGCUUGUAGUCGGAUCUAUCAAAACUGUUGUUGGGCAUACGGAGGGAACAGCUGGCAUGGCGGGCAUAUUGAAAGCCUUGCUCGCAAUCCGUCACCGUGUUAUCCCACCCAACCUGCACUUUAACAACCUCAACCCUUCAGUUGUCCCGUUCUAUGACCGAGUGAUAGUACCUACUGAGCCAAUGCCUUGGCCAGCGGUGACACCCGGAAAGCCUGUCCGUGCCAGCGUCAACAGCUUCGGAUUUGGGGGUACUAAUGCUCACGCCAUCUUGGAAAGCUACGAGCCUGGAAAUCGCACAGUGGCUACCGACCAAGGCCAGGGACUCGCACUUCCUUUGAAAUUUUCCGCAUAUAAUGAGAAAGCUCUCUUAUCCGUUGUGGAGAACUACGCAGCAUUCCUGAGGCAAAACCAGCAGACUGUUAACCUCCGGGACCUGGUAUGGACUCUACACACACGACGAUCCCACCUGCCUGUCAAGGUCGCUUUCUGCGGCCUAUCCGCCUCGGACAUCGCAGACCAGAUGGAAAAUAAACUCGAAUCAGUCAAAAAAACUCCAGGAACGGAGCUUGGCACGUGCUCUCCAGCGUUCGCAGGUGAAAAACCGUCUCUACUGGGCGUCUUUACCGGCCAAGGUGCCCAAUGGCCUACCAUGGGGAAGCACCUCAUCGAGAGCUCAAGAAUAUUCCGUGAUACUAUUGAGCGGCUCGAAAAGUGUUUGUCUGAGCUCGACGAUGGCCCUGACUGGUCCUUGAAAAGUGAGAUUCUGGCACCGAAGGCCACUUCACGCGUUGCCGAGGCCGCUCUGUCACAGCCCCUGUGUACCGCAAUCGCCAUUGCUUUGGUGGAUCUGCUUCACGCCUCAGGUGUCAACUUUACCGCCGUCGUGGGUCAUUCCUCCGGCGAAAUCGGCGCCGCCUAUGCUGCCGGGGUUAUCACUGCGGAGGAAGGGAUGAAAAUUGCUUACUACCGCGGGAAGUAUGCCAAGCUAGCCGAAGGCAAAAAUGGGGCCAAGGGUGGCAUGCUGGCAGUGGGUAUGGGAUUUGACGAAGCCAGGGACUUUUGCGAUCAGGUUCAGUUCAAGUCACGCCUAGGCGUUGCCGCCAGCAAUUCGCCCACCGGUGUUACUUUGUCGGGGGAUUUGGAUGCUGUUCACGAGGCAAAAGAGCUCUUUGACACCCGCAAGUCAUUUGCUCGGAUGCUCCAAGUUGAUACUGCGUACCAUUCACAUCAUAUGCUGCCGUGUGCAGACCCGUAUGUAGCGUCUUUGAACGCUUCUAGGAUCGAACCGAAGGAUCCUGCACAGUCGUCUUGCACUUGGAUCUCUAGUGUUUACGGCUCCGAUGGUGAUCCAACAGUGGGGGAGCUCAGCGCCGUCUACUGGAGGGACAACAUGGCUCAGGCUGUACUAUUCUCUCAGGCUUUGGAGCGUGCCAUGAUCGAGUGCGGUCCAUUCGAUGCGGUACUCGAGGUUGGCCCUCAUCCGGCGCUUAAGGGUCCGGCAUCGCAGACGCUACGGGAGCUCAGCGACAACCCUCUACCCUACUUCGGGGUUCUCGAUCGCAAACGCAACGACACGGUCGCAUUCGGGGACGCGCUCGCCUCUUUGUGGAUUCACUUUGGCCCCUCCGCCGUUGACCUCGAGGGUUACGCAGCUGGCUCCGGACCCAAGGACCUACCUCAGCCGAAGGUAGUGAAAGAUCUUCCUGCCUACCCAUGGGACCAUUCCCAGGUUUACUGGCGGGAAUCAAGGUUGUCGAAAGAGUUUAGAACUAGAGCCUCGCCUCCUCAUGAACUCCUUGGCCAUCUCUUGCCUGGUGGAUUGUAUGAGGGUGGUCUUCGUUGGCGAAAUAUCCUUCGCCUUGAAGAGGUUCCAUGGAUUGGCGACCAUCGAUUUCAAGGACAGGCACUUCUCCCAACGUCUGCGUUCUGUUCUAUGGCAGUCGAUGCAGCUUUGAAGCUGUCGGCAGGCUCUGUGGACCCUGUUACUGAUUGUAUCGAGCUCCAUGAUCUUGUUAUUCACAAUGCGGUCAGCAUCCCAGACGGAUCGCACGGUGUCGAAAUUAUCACCUCCAUUCAUCGACUCGAGACCGCGAACCAUCCACUCAAUGCAGAGUUCACUGUUCUAUUUGGGCCCCCUGAUGGUAGCCAGGGGCUGAAGAAAGCUGCCUCGGCGCAUGUCAAACUAUUGCGUUCAGGUCCUGCUGAGGACCCUGCUCCUAUCCGGACCCGGGAGAAAUGGCUGGACUCUCUUGACAUACCCCUCGCCACUAUCAAGCACUUGACGCUCGAUCCGUCUUUGGUGGAAGGGUGCAUCCAAGCUGCGUAUGCCGCCUUUUCAGCACCUGACGAUGCUGCAUUGCGGCGUGUGUUUCUCCCGCAGAAGGUAGAAAGGAUGUCGCUACGGCUGUCAGCAGUACUUGGCUCGGACUCUCUGCUUGUUAUCGACAGCUAUGUGACAAGUGUUGAGAAAGCAACCGCCAACAGGCGUCCCGCCUUCCACACAGAUAUUGAAGUAUCUGAUAGCGUCAGCGGCAAGUUGUUAGUCGAACUUGAAGGUGUUACGAUCUCUUCGUUUAGUCCUACCUCCGCGGCUGAUGACAGAGAGCUGUUCCUCCAGACUGUGUGGAAACCCGCUAUGAGCGAAGGCAUUUCUGUUGGCAACGAACAACAACGGAAAAUAGCCAACCAAGCCGCAUUGGACAUGGAACACCAGUCGAUCUUAUAUCUCGAGACACUUUUUGCCAACAAUUUGUACCUCUCUGGUGACAUGUCACGGGAAUUCGCGUGGUUGGCCCAACUCAGCCAAGCUGGUCCCUCUAGAGGUUCGCAGAACGGUGGGAAUGCGGCGAUUGCCUCCCACCUGGACGAUUUCGAGGCAUUGAGAGCGGUCGCAAAGAAGUUGCCCGAUGUUAUACGGGGACGAGUGCCUGGUGCUGACCUUGAGCAACAGCUACUGUCUUUUGUGGAGACCAAUUCUGUCUUCAAACAGAUCAACGAUGGGUUGUACAAUCUGAUUGAUCAUAUUACGCAUCGCUUUGCACACCUCAACGUUCUCGAAAUUGCCCCCGCCCACUUGCGUCCUUCCUUCAAUGCCUUCGGUGAUCUGGCCGACCUGAUUUCGUCAUACACGUUGGUCACCAAUUCGCCUUCCAAGGAUGUUGCGAAUUAUGGCAGGGAUUUCACCCAUAUUCCAGUGCAGACAUUACACACCGACCCGUCAGCUAUCACGUCUGCCCUCAAUGGACAAAGGUUUGAUAUUGUCAUCGCUUCAUACCUUUUGAAUGGACAAGCUGCCUCCUUCAGUGAGGAGGCGCUGCGAGAGUUCAGAAAGGUUCUGACAGCGGGCGGCUACUUGAUCCUGGUUGAACCUACACAAGAAUAUGUCUGGUCCAGGAUCUUCCUAGGUGUCCUACUAGGCUCGGAAGCAAACACUGGUACGGGGCGAGAUAUCGGAUGUCCUCUCUCCAGCGUGAGUCUAGAUGGUAUGUUGCGCAACGUGGGCUUCUCGGGAGUAGACUCGUUGCUGCCCCGCGAUGCCAAUGGGCCAGGUGAUGCCAUAUCGUUAUUCGUGACCCAGGCAUUGGACGAAACUAUUGACCUACUUCGCCAUCCGUUGCAACCCUCGGCACUGGGAACAUUGGAAGGCAGCCGUGUCCUUGUCAUCGGCGGUAAAACACUACGGACCUCGAGAUUAUGGCACAAUAUCGCCUCCGCUUUACGCCCUUGGGCAAAGGAAGUCUUUUGCAUAGAGUCCUUCGAGGAUCUUCGGACCGAAGAUACAACUGACGUUGCGGGUGCAAUCGUUUUGACGGACCUUGACGAGCCAGCGUCUAGACUGCUCACGCCUAAUUCAUACAACGCGAUUUCCGGACUAUUUGCACAGGCUCCUCAUGUCCUAUGGGUAACGCACAAUGCGCUCCAAGCCAACCCCGAACAGGCGGCAUCAAUUGGGAUAGGCCAUUGCCUGGCUCAAGAACAUCCGUCCGCCCAUUUUCAGUUCCUUGACUUGGAUACGCUUGAGGAGUCCGAGUAUAAGAUUCUUGGUUCUUUCAUGCGACUGCUGAUCCCUGGCGUACACGACUCUCAAGCAUCUCGUCUAUGGACCACUGAAAUGGAGAUCUCAGUCAAAGACGGUCAAGUUUUGAUUCCUCGUGUAUUUCCAACACGGAGUAUGAACGAUCGUCUCAACUCACACUGGCGCCCCAUCGUCCAAACUGCCCAUCUACCGAAAGACACAAUUUCUCUAUCUUCUUCUGGCUCGCUCCAUGCCCCUACCUACGCCGCUCAACAUAUCAACUCGCCAAGCAUCACUGGGAAAAGGCCGGUUCUUCACACGACCUAUUCAGUCCCAAUCGCUAUCAAUAUAUCUAAUGGCGUCUAUCUCUAUGUUUCCGCGGGACAAGUCGACAACGUGGGCAACGUUCUCGCAUUUACUGAUACCAUUUCAUCUCGUGCUCCUGCGCUUGCGACGUGGAAGAUUCCUGCGGUUCCUGAAUCUGGCUCAUUUGAACUCAAUAAUCUCUUGGAGCUGACAGCAAAUGUUUUGGCCGCUCACCACAUCAUUGACUCUCUUCCUACAGGCAAUUCCGUCCUCUUGGAGCCCAGUCCCACUCUUGCAAACGUUAUCAUUGACUUAACCAAAGGUUCUGAGAAAAAGGUCUACUUCUUAACCACUGCAGCGCGUGAAGAAAGGGGCAGCGUCACAUGGACCACCGUGCCACCUCUUGCGUCCAAGAGACACAUCCUUUCAGUGCUUCCGCACUGCCCAAAACUCUUUUUUGACCUUUCACCCGACCCAACUCGCCUGGCCUCCCGUAUUGUACAACUACUCCCGUUGGACUGUGCCAUUUAUGGUCAAGGAGAGCUAUUCCAGUUGGGCUCCGAAGGCGCAGACGACGUGUCUACUCCCUGGCUACAACAUGUCCUACUGACAGUUGCAUCAUCGGCAUUGAAACUCUCCAGAAAGGCCACAUAUCUAUCCUCUUCACCUCUAACGUUGAACGACUUACUUGAGCAUGGUAUUCACAAUGGAAAUGCUAUGUCGGUCGUUGAUUGGACCCAUCAAAAGAGUAUCCCCCUGACGGUUGAGCCAUUCGAACCAUCACACCUCCUUUCCUCUACUGGAACAUAUGUUCUCGUCGAUACCAAGUCGUCCUUGACUCACUCCAUCACUAAUUGGUUGAUUGCAAACGGUGUGCGUGACAUCGGAGAACAUAAAACACUGGAAUUAUUGGAUGAGCUGAUGGUCCAGAACCUAAAGGCGGAUCUCACCAAUCUUAAAGACGCUAGAGCUGUCUUUGAGAGAUUGCCAAAAGUCACCGGUGUCAUCUACGGUGGCGCAUCACCUGCAAUUUGCAGUUUCGGCGGAUCUGAGGCUCCAUUGGAAAGCCUUUUGAAAUCGCAGCAACGUGCACAUAACCUGACAACCGUCUUGGGAGAUCGAGGUGUUGACUUUUUCAUCAUCCUGUCCUCCCUCCAAAAAGAUCGUGCGCCUGCGAACGCAUACUUCACUAGCCUCGCUUCUCACUGCAAGCAGCGAGGACCACCAACAAUCGUGGUCUCCUUGGAAUCCCAAUUGGAUUCUGACCAAGAAUGUCCAUUUAUCCGCCUCAGCGAGUCAGAUGUACACUACGCGCUGACGGAGGCAAUUUCAAGCGCCCUGUCUCGCGAUGGAGUGUCCGCGAUCUGGACUGGUGUUAAGCGAUUGCCUCGUGAAGUUCCUGCUUCGUCCACGCAAAAUUGGCUCUUUAGACCUUUGUUCUCUCAUCACACUCUACGUGGGCACGAGGCUGACCCACGCAGCUCUCAGGGUGAAGUCCAGAGCAUGAUGGAGAGAAUUGCCGUGUCUAAGGAUCACCAGGAAGCUUCCUUGGUCGUCCAGGAGUUCUUCAUGACACAGCUGGCGGCGAUGCUGACCCUAAGUCCCGAGUCUCUGAGUUCCCGCAAUGAUCUUACAAGUUUAGGAGUCGAUUCACUCAGCGCAUCAGACAUCCGGGCCUGGUUCUUAAAGGAGCUGGACGCCGAUGUGUCAAUUUUAAAGGUUCUUGGAGGAUACACUAUUGCGGACCUAUGUGAUGAAGUCGCUGCUGAUUUGCCGGUUCAUAUUGGGUUGCAGGAAGAAGCCGUAUCGCCACCCGCUGUCAACUCACCCGAGCAUGUUACUGCUGCACCUGUGGCUAAACAACCCAAUAUCGAACGCCCUGUUGAAUCCCUGGUGCCAGUUUUGGAAAUUUCUGUUGAGGCAUCCUCGAGCAAUUCUUCCUCAGAAGGAAUAAUGACGCCUCAAACCAGUCGAGGGUUCUACACUCCCCGGACCGAAAUAACUUCUCUACAGCUGGAAAGCGUGCAGUCAAAAGUCUGUACUCCUGUUCAGCGGCAGGAGAAGAUGUCGUUCAGUCAAAACCGGCUAUGGUUCCCGACGGCCUAUCUUCAGCAAGACACCCCUUUUAACUGUACCACGUCAUACACCUUGACGGGUCCGCUGGACGUUGCUCGUCUUGAACAUGCGUUCCAGCGCAUGAUUGAACGCCAUGAAAGCUUUUGCACUGCGUUCUACACUGAUGCAGAUAGCGGGCAGGCCAUGCAGCGUGUGCUUGCGUCUUCCCCAUUCCAGAUGCGAACAAUACUGGGAAAUAAGGACGACGUGCAGCGUGUGUUCCGUGAAGUUGCCAACUACCGUUUCGAUCUCUCCGUCGCAGAUACGCUCGUCGCUUCAUUGAUUUCUCAUGGGCCUAAAGACCAUACCAUUGUCUUCGGCUACCAUCAUAUCAUCAUGGAUGGUGUCAGUUGGCAGAUUACCCUGAAUGAUCUCGCCAGUUUCUACGAAUCAGAAAAUCCCGAGCUUCCCACGUUAUCGCAAUACAUCGACUUCUCAGUCAAGCAGCGCCAGCUUGUCAGUAGCGGUGCACAUAAUGCCAAGCUCUCAUACUGGCGAAAGGAGUUCCCGUCCGCACCCCCUUUGCUGCCUUUGUUCCCUUUCGCGAAGGUUGGUACGAGGAAAGCCCUCACUCGGUACGACACGCUCGACUAUGUGUAUGAUGUGGACACCUCUCUUGUCUCGAAGAUCAAAAAGGCAAGUCUGGCUGCGAAGACCACAACUUUCCACUUCUACUUGGCAGCUUUCAUGGUUUUGCUUAAUCGAUUCCUGGAAACCGAUGAUGUCUGUUUGGGCAUAAUUGACGCGAAUCGCUCGGAUAAAGCAUUCUUGAACACGGUCGGCUUCUUGCUGGAUAUGCUGCCUUUGAGGUUGAAGGUCAACAAAAAGGAGCGGUUUGUCCACACCCUGCGCAAUACAAAGUCCAAAGCAUACGGUGCUUUGGAGAAUUCUGGUGUGCCCCUCGAAACCAUUUUGAAGGAGCUCCAAAUACCCACUUCUUCUACGAGUACACCAUUGUUCCAGGUGUUGAUGAACUACCGUAUGGGGGCGCUGCGCGCUCCGCAGAUGGGCGACGCGAAGAUGAACUUCCUGGACUACGAGGAUGCCAAGGCGCCUUUCGAUCUUGCCAUUUCAAUCGACGAGAAAGACGAUGGCACUGGAAUGUUGACUUUCUCUAUGCAAGAUUAUAUGUAUGACCGGGAAGGUGCGGAGCUCCUGGUGAAGACUUACGUUCACCUACUGGAUACCUUGGCGACCGACUCAUCCCAACGCCUUAAUGAGGUGCCGUUAUUUGAUGAGACUUUGGUUAACCAAUCCAUGGUCGCUGGGACCGGGCCUGUUACUGGAUUUGAUUGGGCACAAACGGAGACCAUCUCACAGCGCGUGGACGCUAUGACAGCCGAAAAGCCUGACGGAGUUGCAGUAAAGGAUCUGAAUGGAAAGGCUAGGACCUAUGCCGAGACGCAAGCAAGAGUCCAUGCUCUGUCCCAUUCUCUCCAGCAGGCCGGGGUCACUCCUGGCUCGCAAGUUGCCGUAUACUGUGAACCGACCGUCGACACUGUCGCAUCGAUCCUCGCCAUUCAUCGUGUGGGGGCUGCUUACGUCCCUCUUGACGUUCGAAACUCCUUUGAGCGACUGCAGGAUGUCGUUAGACAGUGCAAGCCAGCCCUUAUUUUAUACCACGGUGCGACCAAGCUGAAUCUUGCUGAUGUGGCUUGCGACGGUCAUGAUGUACUUGAUAUUGAUACUGUUCCACAGUCGGCAUCCGUACAUGUUCCCGACGCUUCGAAGCUCUCCGACCCAGCUGUCAUUCUUUACACUAGUGGAUCCACUGGGAAGCCCAAGGGUAUUAUGCUGACUCACGCAAAUCUCUCCAUUCAUUUUGCUUCCAUCAGCGAUGCCUUGAGCCUCACAGACAGAGACGUCGUACUGCAGCAAAGUGCUCUUGGUUUCGACGCUUCCUUGGCCCAAAUGUUCAUGGCACUUACGAAUGGUGGGACCUUGAUUCAUGGCAGCAACCGUGGUGAUCCAAUCGAGCUUGCGGCUCUGAUAGAAAGAGAAGAGGUCACGCUGACGCUGAUCAUGGUUUCGGAAAUGUCUGCGCUUCUGCAGUAUGGACGAGACAUUCUAUCGCGUUGCCAAUCUUGGCGCAUUGCUCUCUGUGGCGGCGAGGCCUUCACGAUCAAUCUUCUUCGCAAGUUCCGUGACCUCGACUUGCCGAAUCUGGAUCUCUACAACGCAUACGGUCCGACAGAGACGACUAUUAUGUCUUCUCUAGGUAAAGUGUCUUACCGCCGUACGGAUUGGGAAGAAGGGUCCGUUGUUCCCGUUGGGCCUCCUCUUCCAAAUUAUGGUGUGUAUGUACUCGACGAGUACUUGCAACCGUGUCCACUGGGAUGGCCUGGCGAGCUGUGCAUCUGUGGACCGGGUGUGGCGCCGGGCUAUGUUGGCCUUCCCGAAUUGACCGCUUCCAAGUUCCAACGAGAUCAGCUGCGCAAGCCCCAAGGGUCAUCAUAUGAGGGCUGGGGUGAUGUUUACCGUACGGGCGACAAAGCCCGGCUGCUGAAAGAUGGAUCCUUUGUAUUCUUGGGCCGCAUGGAUGGAGAUUCGCAAGUGAAACUGCGUGGUAUUCGAAUUGAGCUAAACGACAUCUCCAGCUCGAUAAUACAGACUUCCAAUGAAGCCAUUGUGGAUGCGACGACCAUUGUCAAGGGCACAACCAGUCAAUUGCUGGUUAGCUUCGUGGUUCUUUCGCCGGCGAAGAUCACCGACCUAGAAAGAUCGCAAUCAUCCGCGUCUGCUUAUCUCCGUCAGCUUAUUCGGACCCUCCCUCUACCCGUGUAUAUGCGCCCGGCGAUCGCAGUUCCACUACAGCGAUUGCCCUUCACGGAACGAGGUAAACUCGAUGUCAAGGCCCUGGCGGCUAUUCCGAUAGAGGAGGAUGAAGAGACAGACAAUGAAGAGUUGAGCGACACUGAGAAGGCUUUGAAGCAAGUGUGGCAAGAUAUCUUGUCAGAACAAGGACUACCACUUGAGAUUCGGCGAGACUCGGACUUCUUUUCUGUUGGAGGCAAUUCUCUCAUGUUGAUGCGAGUCCGUGCGAAGAUGUUGGAGGUCUUCGGUGUCUCAGUGCCGUUAGCCCAGUUAUUCCAAGCUAGCACGCUGGAGUCGCUCGCUUCACGGAUAGACGGAGAUACAACGGCUCAAACAGACACUAUUGUGUGGGGUGAAGAGACUACUUUGGAUCCGUCUUUGCCUCCUGCUAUCCCUCGUGGCCAGGAUCACCCAGAAAAGCACUUAUCGGUCGUCCUCACCGGUAGCACUGGGUUCCUGGGCCGUGAAAUCGUUCGACAACUCGUCGCUGAGCCACGUAUUUCCAAAAUCCACUGCCUCGCUGUCCGUCCUGGACGCACUCUACCGAAGGAAUUGGUUGCAUCUUCGAAGGUGAUUGUUCACACAGGCGACUUGGCCGCCGAGCGUCUUGGCUUGAGCGCGUCGCAAGCCGAGGAAAUAUUUUCCUCUGCCGCAGCCAUCUUCCAUAACGGAGCUGAAGUCUCCCACAUGAAAUCCUAUCACUCUCUUCGAAAGACGAACGUGGGCAGUACCCGCCAGCUUGUCGAACUUGCAUUGCGCUCCUCGAUCGCUGCUGGCGUUCCCACCCCGGCGUUCCAUUACGUCUCGACGGCCGGUGUGGGCCACCUUCUCGGAAAGCCUUCGUUCCCUGAACAGUCUGUCUCCCCCUUCCCACCCCCGGUUGAUGGAUCCGAUGGUUACGUUGCUGCCAAGUGGGCUAGCGAGCGGAUCUUGGAGCAGGCAUCGGGACAGCUAGGAUUACCCGUGUUCAUUCAUCGACCCAGUAACAUUACUGGUCCGGAUGUCGGUGACAGAGACAUCAUCCACAAUGUUUGGAAAUGGUCUGAGUCGCUACGAACAGUCCCCGAUAUACUGGCUGGGGGUGCGACAGGAGCAUUUGACUUUGUCGGUGUAGAAACCUGCGCGAAAGGGAUUACUGAUACUCUUUUCGUGUCGCCCUCCGCCGGGAGUCUCGCUUAUUUCCAUCAGAGCGGGGAGAACGUGAUACCUGUCCAGGAUUUCAGGAUUUAUUUGCAAAGAAAGAGCGGAGAAGAGGUUGGGUUACUUCCUUUUGAUGAGUGGGUGGAUAAAGCUGUACAGGCGGGAUUGGACGAUCUCGUUGCCUCGUUUCUGCGCGGGACAAAGGGUGCGUUUCAGAUGCCGUUGCUGCCGAAGGCUUUCCGGGGGUGAUUGGGGUUUCUGGGGCAUACAACAGGCGGUGGUGGUAUGACAUGAUCCUGUAAAUACUUACUCGGUGUCGGGGCUAUCCUAUAGGAGGUGUUUUAUCACAGGCAG
Messenger RNA from Aspergillus campestris IBT 28561, 11781 nucleotides. It is a transcript of the gene nrps14, whose product is annotated as PKS-NRPS hybrid synthetase psoA. The coding region runs from base 1 to 11676 and encodes 3891 amino acids. Gene Ontology annotation, molecular function: 3-oxoacyl-[acyl-carrier-protein] synthase activity; fatty acid synthase activity; phosphopantetheine binding. Gene Ontology annotation, biological process: DIM/DIP cell wall layer assembly; fatty acid biosynthetic process. The transcript has 6 exons. Gene Ontology annotation, cellular component: plasma membrane; cytoplasm. Lineage: Eukaryota; Fungi; Ascomycota; Eurotiomycetes; Eurotiales; Aspergillaceae. The record is from RefSeq and is a predicted model, not a curated record.